Molecule: messenger RNA, 1499 nt
Organism: Jaculus jaculus (lesser Egyptian jerboa)
Lineage: Eukaryota; Metazoa; Chordata; Mammalia; Rodentia; Dipodidae
Product: syntaxin-3
Exons: 1
Coding region: 1-867 (288 amino acids)
Biological process (GO): synaptic vesicle fusion to presynaptic active zone membrane; intracellular protein transport; exocytic insertion of neurotransmitter receptor to postsynaptic membrane
Cellular component (GO): synaptic vesicle; SNARE complex; postsynapse
Molecular function (GO): SNAP receptor activity; SNARE binding
Source: RefSeq, a predicted model, not a curated record
AUGAAGGACCGGCUGGAGCAGCUGAAGGCCAAGCAGCUGACACAGGAUGAUGAUGCCGAUGAGGUGGAGAUUGCUGUUGACAACACAGCUUUCAUGGACGAGUUCUUCUCUGAGAUUGAGGAAACUCGGCUCAAUAUUGACAAGAUCUCAGAACAUGUGGAGGAAGCUAAGAAACUCUACAGUAUCAUUCUCUCUGCACCGAUUCCAGAGCCAAAAACCAAAGAUGACCUCGAGAAGCUCACAGCUGAGAUCAAGAAAAGGGCCAACAAUGUCCGGAACAAACUGAAGAGCAUGGAGAAGCAUAUCGAAGAAGAUGAGGUCCGGUCGUCAGCAGACCUUCGAAUUAGAAAGUCCCAGCACUCCGUCCUCUCCCGGAAGUUUGUGGAGGUGAUGACCAAAUACAACGAGGCUCAGGUGGACUUCCGUGAACGCAGCAAAGGGCGAAUCCAACGGCAGCUUGAAAUUACUGGCAAGAAGACAACAGAUGAGGAGCUGGAAGAAAUGCUGGAGAGUGGCAACCCUGCCAUCUUCACUUCUGGGAUCAUUGUCUCCCAGAUUUCCAAGCAAGCCCUCAGCGAGAUCGAGGGCCGGCACAAGGACAUUGUGAGGCUGGAGAGCAGUAUCAGGGAACUGCACGACAUGUUCGUGGACAUCGCCAUGCUGGUGGAGAAUCAGGGUGAGAUGUUAGAUAACAUAGAGCUGAAUGUCAUGCACACAGUGGACCACGUGGAGAAGGCACGCGAUGAAACUAAAAGAGCAGUGAAAUACCGGGGUCAGGCCCGGAAGAAAUUGAUCAUUAUCAUUGUGGUAGUAGUUGUGUUGCUGGGCAUUUUAGCAUUGAUCAUUGGACUGUCCGUUGGGCUGUAGUAAGAGUGGCCUAAGGGGCUGCUGCACUGAAAUAACCUGAUUGCACUCCAGCCUGGCCUGGCCACCCUUGUCUUCAGAUUGGAACAAAGUUUGAAUGGCCAUCCUGAGAGCAAGGGGGACCUGUUACUUUUCCUUGUAACCAUCCUUGGACCUGACUCCACAAUCUAGUCCUGGAGGAACCUAACCUACCUGCUGCCAUCCUGAGCUCUCAUGACAACCAUCUCCUGUCCUAACAACUGAAGUGCCUUCCCUCCUGGACCGUAUGAACCAACCCACAUUUUCCUCCCUCUGGUGUGUCAAAUUAUGCCUUGCACCUUGGAAAGUCCAUGUGAGAGCUGCCCAAGGUGUGUUUUCUACCUCAUGGACUAUUCUCCCAGAAACUGCAAUGUACUUUUCAGGGGAGUAUCUACCAGAGCAGAGAAAUUCUGCUGAGUUUGGCAAUAGCAGGGCUUGGAUCAGAGUCCUCUACCUGGCAGGUCCUCAAUUUGUUGUCCUGUGUCCUGAAAACAUGAGGGACUGACAGAUUUUGUUCUCAAAGGUUGGCUUAUUUGAAGUUCAUCCUCUAUAUUCUCAUGUUGAUUCAAAGAGGGAUCAGGAUGACUGUCAUCUGAGAGUCCCACUUGAAAAUGCUG